This is a messenger RNA of Salvelinus namaycush (lake trout), 1414 nucleotides long. RefSeq names its product mitochondrial ribosomal protein L19 (gene mrpl19). The transcript has 6 exons. Lineage: Eukaryota; Metazoa; Chordata; Actinopteri; Salmoniformes; Salmonidae. Gene Ontology annotation, cellular component: mitochondrial large ribosomal subunit; ribosome. Gene Ontology annotation, molecular function: structural constituent of ribosome. Gene Ontology annotation, biological process: translation. The coding region runs from base 20 to 880 and encodes 286 amino acids. The record is from RefSeq and is a predicted model, not a curated record.
GCGAAGGUCAGCAUCCAAUAUGGCUGCUUGCACGAGAAGGCUUGACAAAGUUAUGUUUUCAAUAAGGCUGUUACGGAAUAUACAACAGCAAAAUGAACGUUUCUUGUCCACAUCUAUGCGUCGCCUCGCACAGGGGAGUGACGGUGGCAAGCCAACAAAAUUCACCCCUCCACCAAAACCUGUCAUCAUUGACAAAACACAGUCCGAGGCUUCACUGCGAAAGUUCCUGAGUCCAGAAUUCAUCCCUCCCCGACAGAGAAUAAACCCACUGAAGUUUUCCAUUGAGCGCAAAGACAUGAUCCAGAGGAGGAAAGUGCUCAACAUUCCAGAGUUUUAUGUUGGAAGUGUCUUAGCUGUGACCAUGGCGGACCCUCACGCCAGCGGUAAAACCAACCGCUUUAUGGGCAUCUGCAUCCAGAGAGGUGGCCAUGGACUGGGAGCCACAUUUGUCCUUAGGAAUAUCAUCGACGGCCAAGGAGUUGAGAUCUGCUAUGAAAUGUACAGCCCGCGGCUGCAGCAGCUGGAGGUGCUGAAGCUGGAGAAAAGGCUGGACAACAAUCUGAUGUACCUGAGAGACGCCCUGCCCGAGUACAGCACCGUGAACUUGGACAUGAAGCCCGUGCCCCACUCUGUCACCGGGGACGUGCCCGUCAAUAAAAUCAGAGUGCGGAUGCGGCCCAAGCCGUGGUCCAAGCGCUGGGAGCGGCCCAAGUACAACGUGCAGGGCAUCCGAUUCGACCUGUGUCUGUCGCCCGAGAAGCUGGAGCACGCCCAGAAGUGGGCGAUGCCCUGGCUGGAGUAUGACAUGCUGAAAGAGUACGACACCACAGCCCUGGAGGAGCACAUCCUUAAGGAGGUGCAGACAGAGAUGAGCAAGUGAACAUGCCCCUAACCCCUCACCCCAACCCUCUCUCAACCAGGGGUGGGUAGUUCAGUAAGCGGGUGGGUAGUUCAAUAAGCGGGUGGGUAGUUCCAGUAAGCGGGUGGGCAGCCCCGGCAGUAGUGUCUUCUGGUUUUACUGUCAAAUCAAUAAAUUACAUAAAGUUGGGGGGGGGGGAAAUCUAGUUUAUUCACUCCAUGAGCAAUUAGUGACAUGAAUAGAUGGAUGAAGUGCCUGGGAGAUGAAAAGCACCAGACAGUGCUGCCUCUGAGGAACAGUGUUCAGCCACCCCUGUUAAGCUCUUUCAACACUUGAUGUCCCUUGGUCUUCCACCUGUCUCCAUGUACAUGAUGUCUGGUGAGAGGUGGAGAGGAACAUUGAGGAGUCUGAAUCUCCCAGGGACAAUGGUGGAACCGUCUGCAUAGCUGUGCUUACCUGCUUGCUUCAUCGUGUCUUGUAUGUCUGGAAAGUGGUUUUGCAUAUCAAUGUGCAGUUGCAAGUAUCCAUUUCUAAAUUAAAAAGCUAUUAAACAUG